Brassicogethes aeneus is the source of this 705-nucleotide messenger RNA. The record is from the annotation of a GenBank genome assembly. Lineage: Eukaryota; Metazoa; Arthropoda; Insecta; Coleoptera; Nitidulidae.
UUUGCUUCAGUUUGCAGCUGUAGCUUUGCUUUGCCUUUCCGGUAUGACAGCCUCACAGCGCGUACCAAUAAAGGAUAAGAGACAAGUUUCCACUGUCACUGAUCAGCAGGACAAUGAUCCUGCUGCAACAGGAUUCAACGAAGCAAUCCACGCAGGAAGCAAACAUUUUCAAUACAUUCACGUUCCACAAAAAGACCAUUACGAACACGGGCACAAAAGAGGCAAUGAACAUCAUUUUAUCGAGAGGCAUGAAAAGGCCCAUCCACAUGCUGGAGAAUUUAAAACCAAAGUGAGGUGGGGCGACAAACAUGGAGGCUACGGCGAGCACUAUUAUGACUAUAAUCAUGCAGGUCACGGUCAUGAUGGUGAGGGGGACGAAAGUCAGCAAAACGAAGAGUAUGCCGCGUAUGAAGAGGAAAGUCAACAUGUUCCUGUGGUAGUUGAGCAAAACCAAAGACAAAAAAGAGCAAAGGAGGAUGUGGAAUUUAUAAAUGAAGAAGCCAAGAACUUGUACUUGGAAGGUAACAUCCAAAAACACGGUGGGAACUACAGAAGAGCCGGAAAAGAGUACAGGGGAAAGAGGGAGAGGAAUCCAGAGGCAGUUUUUCUGUAUAAUCCAGAAAAUGGAAAAUACUACAAAAAGAAUGCCAAGCCAGAAGCCGAGUUUGCGGAAUUCGAUAAAUUUUUUUAAAUUGUAUUAUGAUU